Molecule: messenger RNA, 4592 nt
Organism: Wallemia mellicola CBS 633.66
Lineage: Eukaryota; Fungi; Basidiomycota; Wallemiomycetes; Wallemiales; Wallemiaceae
Exons: 9
Coding region: 97-3366 (1089 amino acids)
Biological process (GO): Golgi to plasma membrane transport; exocytosis
Cellular component (GO): exocyst
Source: RefSeq, a predicted model, not a curated record
CUCAACUCUCCUGGUGUUGAAGAUCUCGGUCUUUUUUGCUGCUGCAUUAAUUUUCGUCUUGGACGUUCGAGUUGAACUUCUUGAUUUUGUACAGCGAUGGAGGAUCACCGUCCAUCUCGACCUGUCCGUUCACAAAGGCGUACUAGAAAUGAAAGUGUCAGUUUAAAGCAGCCAGAAUUGCUACAGUCUCGUGAGAAUUCCUUAGAUAGUCUCGAUGAUGGCACAUUUAGGGAGAUAAACAAUGUUCUUAAGCACGUUAGAAAUGAAUGGGCAUACGUUAUGGAACCAAAUUUCAACCCGGUCACAUUGGGAUUGGCCUUGAUGGACCACUCAGAAGCUGAUGCCUUGAAUUCCUUCCUAGAUACCAAGCACAAUCUCGAGCAGGCCUUGCAGAGUAUCUUCAAUACACACUCAGAUGCUUUUCAGAAUACUAUAGACGCACAUCAGACAUUCAAUAAUACCCUCUUAGACACCGUCAACACUAUCAAUGAUACGCGAUAUUCACUCAAGGAAGCACGUGACGGUUUGGAAACUCAACGACAAGACCUCAAGCAGCUUUGGUCGAAAGGAAAUCAAGUGCGUGAAGCUAUGAAGAUAAUAGAUCAGAUCGACACACUCAAAAACGUACCAGAUAAGCUCGAAUCAUUGAUAAGUGAAAAGAGGUGGAUAGAGGCGGUAUUACUCUUGAUAAACUCUUUGAAGGCUAUCAAUCAACCUUCUCUACGUGGUGUUGGAGCUAUCGUUGACCUCAGACUUUUCUUGCAAUCACAGGAGAGCGCUUUAAGAGAGAUGCUGAUAGAGGAGCUUCAUAAUCAUAUAUACCUCAAAUCAGUAUAUUCAGAAACACGAUGGAAACCUUACAAACCAAACAAGGAGCCUCCCUCACCAGUACCAAGUGAGGCUUCAGAAAUCGACAACAACUUCGAAAAGUACUUGAACAAUUUGCAGAAAGUACAACUGAAAGAUUACACUAAAGUUGAAGAAAACAAUUUGAGAGUAUCUACGUCAUCAACCAUGAAUAUACCUUCACCCAGCCUCAUAUCAAACAAUUCACCAAUACCCUCGCCAUCACUUCAGCAUGAAUUUUCCGUUGAGAAUGUCCAACAAGACAGGAAUAGCGUUCAAUUGGGUGCUUCUGAAUCAGAUUCUUUUGAGUAUAUACAAACAGUUUUAGAAAGUUUGAAUGCACUAGGUAAAUUGUCGGAUGCACUCGAUUUAAUUCCUCAGAGGUUGCCAAUUGAAGUCCAAUCAAUCAUCAGUUCAACUAUAGAUCAAAUAGCUAGUCGAUCUGAUAGUCAUCAGAAGACUAAUGCAAAAGGUGAUCAAAUGCCUGCAUCUUCUGCAGUUACUGCUGGUAUUAUUUCGUCGCUAUUCAAGAAUGCUGAAAAUAUGCACAAAGCUAGAGAGCUUGAUAUGGGUGCUUAUGUAUUAAGAGAGCUAUUCCGGACGUUAUUUUCAAAAUUAGAGGCUGUUCUGCAGGGACUUAGAGUUGUUUCUGAAGUUUCAUACAAGUUAGUGGGUGAUAAAUUGCAAGUAUCUUUGAAAGAAAUGUGGAAAUUGAUGCAAUUUGAGAUACAAAGUCUAAUACAAGGGUAUUUAGUUGAUGAUAGCCAUGGUAUAGGUUCAACAACGAAUUUAGUCGCUUCAAUCAACGAUGUACUUCGCCAAGUCCAGAAUUCGCGUGAUAGAUCCAAAUAUCUUUUCAAAUUUAGCGAUACGGAUAUAAAGUCUUGUACGAGAGUUAUCAAACCGCAUGAAGAAGCCCUGCAGAGGAUAUUGCAGACAACUAUGCCAGGUUUAGUUUCCAACCAGACUUCUAAUGCGAAUCUGAUAGAAUCGACAAAUAUACCAACUAGCAUGGAACUUGAAAGAAAUUAUACUCGCAUCGCAAAAGCUGAUCCUUUCAAUAUUCCAGUCUUCUUCCAACCGACGUGCUCAUUCAUUGAUAAAUGUAUUGAAAUUCUGGGUAUAUCUGGUAUUUCACUCAACGAUGCAAAAGAAGGUGAAUACGAUCAACAAAAUGAUCUCAGGGACUUUAUGGAUACCUUCAUUGAGAAGGUGUUCUUACCACAGUUGCAAGACAAGGUUAUGGAAUUGUUCCAAGGUGCUGUAGCAUCUUCAGAUGCUUUCUCCGAAGAAACUGACCGUAUCGGCGAGACACCCAAACCUGUCGUCAAGUCUGUAUUUGGAUUGUUGGAUUUGAUAAGCCAUUUAUCUGAAAUGUUGCGUUCGACGCCUUUCCAUCGUGAAGCUUACAGUCGAUUAAUUAUUACUGUGAUAAUACAAUAUUAUCAGCGCAGCAGUGAACGCUUUAUCGACCUAGUCGGAAGAGAUGUGGCCAACAAAAAUGUGGAGAAUGGCACGCCAGAUCUUAAGUUAUCUGCUAAAUGGGCUCAACGAAGUGAGCUUACUGCCUGUUUGGCUGAAUUAUUAGCUACACCUGUUUCAGAUGUUAAUAGGAAGCGUGAGCUCUGUGCUCAAGAGAGUCGCGUAGAGAUGGGUAUAAAUGAUGCCGUUAAAGUUCGUUAUGACGAUCUUAUAUGCUCGAAGAAAAAGAUGAUGGGUCUUGGUAACCUCUUCUCUAGUCUGAAAUAUUUCAUUGUCAAGUUAUCGGCUUUGAAGGUAGCUUCUGAGCAACUCUUGCCUGAUGAGGAUUCACGAGCUUCUCGUGCAGCCUUUAAUCCAAGUGAUCAAGCAGACUUGCCAUUGACGAAAGAUAUGGUUUUACGAUUUGAGGCACUCUUGCAAACUUAUCAUCAGUUGAUCGAUAUGAUAUUAUUUACUAUGAGACUCGAGGUGAGGGUCAUUACAGUCUACUACCUCGACUUGGCCAUGCGUAACGGUAAUUAUCAAAUCGAUGAUGAUGCUAGUAAACCGGAUCCAAAUAUUGUCAAAGUUAAUACUGAGAUAAACGAACUUGACGAGGCUGCUUCGAGAACACUGACAGAAGAAGAGAGAAGGUUCUUAUUUGAUGGUGUUGGUUUACUCAUGGAUAAAAUUCUUAUGUCGGCUACUCGGACUAUUAAAUAUGCAACCAAUCAAGGCGCUAAGAAGAUGUUGAGAAAUAUAAGCGCAUUGCAACAAAACCUUAAAACAAUAGUUACAUGGCCAGUAGGCACAGACUUCAGUUUAUCUCGUAGAUUUUGGGAAUUACGCCUCAUUGACCCUAAAGAAUGGUUGGAUGGUUUAAGAACUCAUAAGCCUGAAUUUAGUUUCGAUGAAUAUGAAUGCUUGUUGAAAUUACAAUGCGGAGUUGGUAAUUCUGAUGAAGAUGAUGUUAAACUCGGUUCGUCAGAUAAAGCAAGACGUGUUUAUAAUGACUAUCACAUUGAGUUACACCAAUUAAUGAUGGAUGAUGACUUUUAAAAGUUUUAAGUGUAAAUGCUAUAAGAUGAAUAAGUUACAAUAUCAAGGAUUUACAAGUCUCUGUAAAAGAAUGAAUUAUUAUUAGUCGUUGAUUUUUCACUAUUAGUCCGCCGCCUAGUGUAAUCGUCAAACGAUUGGAAAGGUGGAUGCGAAAAGAAAGGUUCAGAAAUUGUGUGUGUUUGAGGUCUACCUAUAGGAGUAGGUACGACUUUCCUAUCUGACGUGCCCGUACCAGGUCUGGUUGAAGAGGCCGAAGUUGGGAAGGGCAAAAAGCUGUCCGUUGGACUGCUAGUUUGUGGAGGCGCCCAACUAAAAGUGUUAUCAAAUGGUAAGAAACUUAAACUUCUUUGUGAGUGGUGCCUUGUAUCAGAUGCAGUUGUGUUAGUUGGAUAGACUCUAUUAAAUGCAAUGUUACUUUCAUCUUCCUUUGAUAAUUCAUCAAUUUGUUUUUGGAUUUCGGGUAUAGACUUUUCUAACUUCUGUUUACGAUUGAAGAGCUUAUCAAGCUUGUGAUUAAGAACAGACAGUCGUUGCUGCUUUUCCAAGAAGGUCUGUUCAUGUUGAUGUAACGCCUGAGCUGUUAAAUCAUUUGAAACUCUCGCUUGUUCUUGUUUCGUUAGCCAUUCAUUUCGCAGUCGAUCAUGAUGAGCUUCCAAUGAAGGGAGUAAUUGAUUUAUUUCUUUAGAUCGCUGGUUUAUGAAUUCCGCAUCCUUAUUCGCUUUAUUGAUUGAACCUUGUAAACUCAAUAUUUUUUGCUUUGACCUCUGAUCAUUUGGUUGAUUUUUAUCAAUAGUUCUCUUUAAAGCUUCAAUUUCUGAUUGUAUAGAAGCAGUAUGCCUUUGUGAUUCCUUUCUCGUACGUUUUAGUUCAGACAUUAGGGAAUCUUUCUGUUCAACCGUUGAUCUAAGCGUAGAUUCCAAUGGAGCGAUUAGAGGUUUAUCAGAUUUAGACUCUAUUGAAGAUGAUGUACUGAGCCAUUUGAGCUCUAACUCAUAAUCCAUACCCGGGGUCAAGCCAUAGACAAUCAAGGAAGCUUCUUCCUUAGAGGAAUGCUUGAGGUGGGCUUUCGUCCAGGGCUUGCCGUUCAAAGUCAAGCUGAUAGAUUCCUUAUUCUCUAUAGAGAGUGCUUCCAAUGACCAAUUCAACUUUAUCUGGUUGCAAGUAACCUCUUUCACCGUUAUUGAUAAACUAGGCCUACAUAUCCCCAUUUAGAUUUUCUCUCUUCG